AUGGUUGCCCCACGAGAGAACGAAAGUUUCGGCUCGAUUGGCGAACUUGAUACCGAAGUGGUAUCGGAGCUGAGGGAGAGGCUGACCGAAGUGUCUAUAAAAUGCUCUGAACGGUGUUUGUACCAAUCGGCAAAGUGGGCAGCGGAGCUUCUCGAUUCUCUUCCUGAAGAUGACGACCCAUUUCAUGACGCUCCUAUGCAAGAUACACAUAAUGUCCAAUCUUCGUAUCGACUGUUCUCAACUAGUUAUGACGAUCCUGAAGAGGCGGCACUGGAGGCUAAGGAGGCACCAAAAUACCUGCUAGCGAAGGCAUUCUUUGACACCAAAGAAUUCGACAGGUGCACCGCGGUAUUUUUACCUCCAGCGAUCCCAGCUGGCGGUUUAGCAAUCUUUGACAAGCCUAAAAAGCGGACGCCAACAUCCACACCAUCUCGAACCAAGGGGAAAUCAAAAGAAAGCGGUACAACCGCGGCCAGUCCGUUUCCACGACUCAGCCAAAAGUCCCUGUUUCUUGCGCUGUAUGCGCGAUACCUCUCUGGAGAGAAGCGCAAGGAUGAAGAGAGCGAAAUGGUCUUAGGUCCAGCCGAUGGUGGACAGACAGUCAACCGAGAACUCCCAGCACUGGCAAGAGGACUGGAAGCAUACUUCCAAGUCCGAGAUGCGGCUGAUCCACAACUCAAACGAGCUCAAGGAUGGCUCGAAUAUCUGUACGGCACUGUCCUCUCCAAAUCAAGACAAGAGCAGCUUGCACAGCAAUGGCUUCUCCGUUCCGUGCGACUCAAUCCCUACCACUGGGGGGCAUGGGAGGAAUUAGCAACCCUACUCUCGUCCAUCGACGACCUCAAUACCCAACUUUCGCCUUCUGUCCUACCCCAAAAUCUCAUGAGCAUCAUGUACCAGGCUUAUGCCUCUGUUGACCUCUUCUCCACCAGCGACCAAUCCACAACCUUGAACUAUCUUCGAAUUCUCCUGAACUACUUUCCAAACUCCACAUUCCUACUUACGCAACUCGCACUUAGCCACUACCACGCCAAAGAAUACGAGUCCUCCGCCUCCAUAUUUCAAGAGUUGCUGGUAGCCCACCCUCAUCGUCUGGACGGACUCGACCACUACUCGAACAUCCUGUACGUAAUGGCUGAUCGACCCAAGCUUGCGUUUCUCGCUCACCUUGCCACGUCCGUCGACAAGUUCCGCCCAGAAACAUGCUGCGUGGUGGGAAAUUAUUAUUCUCUUUGUUCACAGCACGAGAAAGCAGUCAUGUACUUCCGACGCGCCCUUACCUUAGACAGAAGCUUUCUCUCGGCAUGGACACUAAUGGGCCACGAGUACAUCGAGUUGAAAAACACACACGCCGCUAUCGAAAGUUAUAGACGCGCAGUCGACGUCAAUCGCAAGGACUACCGUGCUUGGUAUGGUCUAGGUCAAGCGUACGAGGUUCUUGACAUGAACUUUUAUGCAUUGUUCUACUACCAGCGCGCUGCUGGACUGAGGCCAUAUGACCCUAAAAUGUGGCAAGCAGUCGGAUCCUGUUAUGGGAAAAUGAACCGGCUGGAUCAAGCGAUCAGAGCUCUAAAGCGCGCUCUUGUAGCGGGGACGUAUAUUGAAGAUUCCACCUCCGCGCAGUCAAGCUUCAAUGCAAACAGCAGUGUUUCAAGCAAUUUGGCUUCGAGCACAAAACGCGGAAAGUCUACUCCCCAGGCGAAGGCAGACCAACAGAAAGCUAUCCGCAAACUUCUCGACCCAGACAACCUCUACCAAAUCGCCCUGCUGUACGAACGGCUCGGCAGCACCGAGGGCGAGAGAGAGGCAGUGCAUUACAUGGAGCUCUGUAUCGCACAGGAGACGGGAGGAAGCCACAUAAGUGUUGUAAAGGCAGAGAAAGCACUUCGCAAACGUCAGCAGAAAGAAGAUAGAAAGACUGCUGUUGCAGAGGAACGCAGAGCCCGAGUGGCGCAGAUGCGUGCGGCUGGUGGAGGAGAUAUGGAAGUUGAUGCCGGGGAAGAGGCAGCCGGUGCUGACGACGAUACGGAAAUCAUGUCCUCCUCGCCUGCAUCCCCUACUUCGCCAGCAGGGUCUUCACCGUCACCGUCCGACGCCGAAAAUAUCGACGAGAUCGACGCGGCUAGUGGAGGAGACGGCUUUGGCACAGGUACAACUGCCACGACCUCCAAAGCCCGCCUGUGGCUUGCGCGCUGGUGGCUGAAAGCAGGUGACUUAGACCGUGCAGAAAGAUUGGCUGAAGAGUUAUGCAUGGAUGGGUAUGAAGUUGAAGAAGCGAAGGGUCUGGUCAGAGAGGUCAGAGGGAAAAGAGAGGGGCUGUCCAGCGGACGUGGUGCGGGCUUGGAUCUGUUUCAACCGUCGACGACCUGA
This is a messenger RNA of Cladophialophora psammophila CBS 110553, 2370 nucleotides long. RefSeq names its product anaphase-promoting complex subunit 8. The coding region runs from base 1 to 2370 and encodes 789 amino acids. Gene Ontology annotation, molecular function: protein binding. The record is from RefSeq and is a predicted model, not a curated record. The transcript has 2 exons. Gene Ontology annotation, biological process: cell division. Gene Ontology annotation, cellular component: anaphase-promoting complex. Lineage: Eukaryota; Fungi; Ascomycota; Eurotiomycetes; Chaetothyriales; Herpotrichiellaceae.